AUGUGUUCGCAAAAAGAUACAAUUAAAGAUGCAAUCUUUAAAUCUCUGAAAGUAAUACGCAUGUACGACUGGCUUCUGGAUCUGUAUGUAUUGGACUUUUUUGUAGAUGAUCAUUGGGCAAAAUUGCCAUUAUCAUGGCGAAAAUGCUUCCAAAACAUGACGCCUCAAGAGCUAGGGAAUAUUCUCUCUGGAAUCCCAACUAGUCAUGUUUUGCCUUUAUCAUUUUUAUCUUUAGUGAAAUCAGUGAAAGUUUUAACCCUUCCUCGUAAGGCUAACUUUGAAAAAAGUAAAAAAGUCAUUGAUGACAAUGAAGAUUCUUGUGGUGGUCACCCUAAAUUAAAAAACCUGUUUCUAAAACAUGUAAAAUUAAAAAAGAGGCAUGAAAUCAGUCUAAUGGCUGAGGUUGUGAGUUCCGUAGCUUUAGAGAGUAAAUGUAAUGCUGUGAUAGACUUUGGCUCAGGCUUGGGGCAUUUGGUGCGAGUGCUGGCAUACAAAAAUAAUCUUCAUGCGGCUGGGAUAGAAUGUCAACCACAAUUGACGGAGGAAGCUAGGAAACUUGAUCUACAGUUAGAGUACACAGCCAGUAAACACCUAUCAGAAAACAGCAUAGCAUCACUUCCGAGACCAAUCCAUUUAAAUAUGACUCUAACUUCCAAUGAACAGCUACAUCAACUAAAACUCCCGGAGUCAAUGAAAACCUACGGUUUGGUAGGACUUCACCCAUGUGGAGAUUUAGGUCCACUGUUAAUAAAGCAUUUCAUAAACUGCAAACAAGUUAAAUACAUCUGUGUUGUCGGCUGCUGUUUUAUGAAACUAUCAUGCGAGGGGAAAGGGAGUGGGUAUCCCCUUAGUGAAUAUUUAAAAGGAUUGGACAGCAAAUUGUCUUAUGUUAGCCGAGAAAUUUCAUGCCAUGCCAUUGAAAUAUACUUGGAGAGACUGAGGCAGGACAAUUAUGACGAUUUGAAGGUUCAUGCUUAUCGAGCAGCUUUGGAGAGGAUUCUGGUGGAGCACGACCCAAAGCUGAAGCACGCACCCGUCAGGAAUAUCAAGCACUCCAACACCAUGACGUUUCACCAGUACAGCACGCUAGCGCUCGAGCGCCUCAACAUCCCCGUAGUGGAUGUGGCUCGCGGUGAAUCGGAUCUGCUGCAAUGGCGGCGCGUGGUUACGCUGUACACGCUUCGACUGGCUUUAGCACCUCUCGUUGAAACUGUGGUGUUGUUAGACCGCGUGCUGUAUGUGCUUGAACACGGUUUAUCCUGUGAGAUUCAUCCAGUAUUCGAUCCAAAGCUGUCACCUCGAAACCACAUCAUCGUAGGCAAGAGAACUUGACGGACAGAAUUGGUAAAUGUGUACCUUUUUAACCUUUUAACCAGGACUGUCUGAAUGUCUGUU
This is a messenger RNA of Cydia amplana, 1395 nucleotides long. Its product is annotated as methyltransferase-like protein 25B. The transcript is spliced from 6 exons. The coding region runs from base 1 to 1332 and encodes 443 amino acids. NCBI's taxonomy places the organism in Eukaryota, Metazoa, Arthropoda, Insecta, Lepidoptera, Tortricidae. The record is from RefSeq and is a predicted model, not a curated record.